AGGGGCACUCUUGGAGUUACUCUUGGAUCCCUUGAACAACAGGGUUUGGCCCAGGAGGGCAAUUUGUGCUGCUUUGUGGCAGAGGAGAACUUCCCAGGCUAUUUUGUGUUUGCUGUGGGGAAGGUUGGUUAUUGCUUUGCAUAAAGUCACAGACCAGCAUGGAGCGUUUGCUUUGUGAUGUCAGGGCAUGGUUGCCACGUCACAGUGGUGACAUGAGAAGGUUGCCUUGGUGCACGGAAGGCCUCAGUGUCAGAGCAGUCCUAGGGCUUGCUCAGAGCAGGAGUACCCUGCGCCUUGAGGCAUUUGUCAGUGGGCAGCUGCACACUGACAGGAGCCUUGUUUGUUCUAGUGUUGGAGCACAGUGUGCAAACUUGCACAGCAGUGCUGCAAUGAUUCAGCAGCUUGCUGCUGCAGUGGUUACUGUUUGUGGCGUUACUUAUUCCGGCUAUUUUCUGACUCACCUGGCACGUCACAUAAAACAUGUAUUCAGCGGAGCUGAUCCUGAGGUGACAAAUGCAACAGCCGUCUCUCCCCUGGCUCCCUCUGCUCCUGGAGAAGAAGCCAAAGAGGAGCAAAGGGAGCAAGAUGACCACGAGACUCCAGCUGUGGUCACAGCCCAGCCUGAUCAUCCCAAGAGACUUUUUGCCUUCUGAUAAGCUGCAAGGAGAUGAGUGUGCUGCCCGUGUAGCAGUGGGGGGCCAUUCCUGUCCCCUGUGGCCAAGGAAAGGAGGCGCGUAGUUGUGAAGCCUUCUCAUGAGGCAAAAGGCAGAAGCGGUCCUUGUAGAGAAAAAGCAGGAGCAGACUGCUUUAUCAGAGAUGCCAUGCCAGGCUCAGGGAGAGCUGUUCCCAGCCCGAGAGCAGGAAGAGCAGCUCAGGCAGCAGGUGGAAGAGCCACAGCAGAAUGGCCAGAACAUCAAGUCAGAGCCCCAGGCAGAGCUGCCCGAAGCUCAGAGUGCCAUCAUGGCAGUGAAGAGGAGGAACAAAGAUGAGAUGAGAAGAAUUCAAGAGGAGAUGAAUCGCCAUCAGCACAGGAGCGAUCAACAAAACCAGGUAAGUGGAAGAGUGGCAGCCACUCCACUCAUGAAACUUCCCAUGCAUUGUUGUUUACAGACCAUCAAGGAAGAUGUGGAGGCAGAGCUGCAGCAAUCUGAGGACAGGAACAAGGCAAGGGAGAAGAGGCUGGAGGAAGAAAUUAAAAUCAUCAGAGAGAAACUUAACUGCCUCCCUCAGGCUCUACAAAAUGAAGUGCAAGUGUCGACAUCUCACCUGGCAGCCUGCAAAGACUUCCAGCAAACAAUGGGCAAUGAAGGGCCCCAAGGUUGGUGUGAGGCACAGGAACUGUCCCCACCAGAAGUGCGACAGGUUCAGCACACCAUGGGCUCUGGCGUUAAACCUGCUGCUGCAGCAGCAUUACCUGGAGGAAGAUAUACUGUUGAAUCUUGGAAGUCAAGCUCAGACAGUUCGUUCAUCACCAGUUCUGACAGCAACAUGGCUGCUCCAAAAUGGAAGAUUGAGGAGAAAUAUCUGGAGAUACUGGGGAGAAUGGUGACCAUGGAAAAUCCCACAAUGAAAUACACGGAACUGGAACACAUUGGCAGCGGGUCUUUUGGAGAUGUGGUUAGAGCGCUCGACAAUGACACAUGGGGAGAGGUGGCUAUAAAGAAAAUAAAGCUUCAAGGACUGAAAAGGAAGCAGCUAACCCUUAAUGAAAUCAUGAUCAUGAAGAGGCAUAGGAGUCCCAGUGUUGUGAAUUAUUUAGACAGCUACCUUCUGGGUGAGGAACUCUGGCUGGUUAUGGAGUACAUGGACGGAGGCACCCUGAGCGAUGUCAUCAGCAAGAGCUACCUGUCUGAAGAGGAGAUGGCAGCCAUCAGUCGGGAGUGCCUGCAAGGACUGGAUUUUCUUCACUCCAACCACGUGAUCCACCGAGAUGUGAAGAGCAGCAACAUCCUCCUCAGAACCGACGGAUCUGUCAAGCUGGCCGAUUUUGGCCUCUCUACUCAACUCACUCCUGAGAAGAAUAUACGGAGCUCGUUAGCAGGGACUGCUUGGUGGAUGGCACCUGAAGUGGUGACGUGUCAACCAUAUGGCCCCAAAGUGGACAUAUGGUCUUUUGGAAUUGUGGGAAUUGAAAUGGUGGAACAAGAACCUCCUUACUGGAACCAGAGUCCUGCCUCGGCUAAAUUCAUGAUAGCCUCAAUAGGGACCCCACAGCUGCUGCAUCCCAAGCUCCUCUCGGCUUGGCUGCGUGACUUCCUGAGCUGCUGCCUGCAGGCAGACGAGGAGCGGCGCUGGUCUGCCAAGGAGCUCCUGCAGCAUCCAUUUAUAACAUCUGCUGAGCCUGCAUCCAGCCUGGUGCCACUGCUUGUUGCAGUGAGGAAGAGGAAGGAGACAAGACAGCACCACUUAGUUAUCAACCACCUUAGAGCAGGAUUGUAGGUUAGGAUAAGGGUAAAGUUUAGGGUUAGGCUUAGGCUUAGGCUUAGGCUUAGACUUAGGUUUAGGCUUAGAUUUAGGCUUAGUUUAGGCUUAGGUUUAGGCUUAGAUUUAGGCUUAGUUUAGGCUUAGGUUUAGGCUUAGUUAGGCUUAGGUUUAGGCUUAGGCUUAGGUUUAGGCUUAGAUUUAGGCUUAGAUUUAGGUGUAAGUUUAGGCUUAGGUUUAGGUUUAGGCUUAGGCUUAGGGUUAGGCUUAGGACUAGGUUUAGUCCUGCGGUUACGGUUAGAGUUACUGUUAUGAUUAGGUUUAGGUUUAGGUUUAGUGUUAGGGUUACAACUAGUCUUAAGGGGUUAGGGUUAGGGUAUGAUUUUGUAACAGGUGUGUGGAGUAGGAUUUGAAGUUAAUAAAAUAUUUCAAACCAAAA
Passer domesticus (house sparrow) is the source of this 2860-nucleotide messenger RNA. RefSeq names its product serine/threonine-protein kinase PAK 3-like. The coding region runs from base 754 to 2439 and encodes 561 amino acids. NCBI's taxonomy places the organism in Eukaryota, Metazoa, Chordata, Aves, Passeriformes, Passeridae. The transcript is spliced from 15 exons. Gene Ontology annotation, cellular component: cytoplasm. The record is from RefSeq and is a predicted model, not a curated record. Gene Ontology annotation, biological process: intracellular signal transduction; regulation of actin cytoskeleton organization; protein phosphorylation. Gene Ontology annotation, molecular function: protein serine/threonine kinase activity; ATP binding.